CCUUCUUUAAAUAAAUAUUUAUAUAGACAGUGGCGCAAAACAUAUUCUUAGUUAUUAUGAUAAUGUCGGACAAAAAUCUUACAGAAAAGGAACAUAGAUAUGAGGAUUAUCCAAUUUUACGCACAAUUCAGGAAAAUGUUAUAGGAAACGACUUAAUAGUACACGGACCAUAUGGACCUCGGAAAGUUGUUUACUGUGAUUAUACCGCAUCUGGAAGAUGCUUAGCAUUCAUAGAGGACACAAUCAGACAGCAUGUAUUACCGGUGUAUGCUAAUACCCACUCUUCUACUGGUCACAAUGCUCUGCAAACUAAUAAACUUAGAGAAGAAGCCAGGCAUAUAAUAAAAGAAUGUGUGAAUUGUGGCAAGAAUGACGUAGCUAUUUUUACUGGUAGUGGUUCUACUUCAGCCUUUCACAAAUUAGCGUGGGCUUUAAAGAUCAACUUGCUUAGAGUGGCGGAAGAAACGGUUGUGAUAGUUGGACCAUAUGAGCAUCACUCCAACACACUCCUUUGGAGGGAGUAUGGAACACAAGUUGUUCGUAUUAAAGAUGAUGAAAAUGGUUAUGUUGAUAUUACACAUCUUGAAGAAGAGUUGAAGUUUUGGAAAGAGAAAAGGCAACAUGUUUUAGUCGUCAUGUCAGCAUGUAGUAAUGUCACAGGUAUUCUAACAGACACAGACGCCGUAGCAGUGUUAGCACACACUCAUGGGGCUUUAGCUGUAUUUGAUUACGCUUCUGGAGGUCCUUAUCUGAAAAUGGACAUGAAUUCUUCAGAAAAAGGUUAUAAAGAUGCUAUCAUUCUGAGUCCACAUAAAUUUGUUGGUGGUCCAGGAACUCCAGGUAUACUUUUCGCAAAGAAAUGGAUAUUCAAAAAUUCUGUUCCUGAUAGAACAGGAGGAGGAACUGUUAUAUAUGUGACGAAGCAAAUACACUGUUAUAGCAGUAAUAUAGAAGACAGAGAAGAAGGAGGGACACCUGAUAUCAUCGGCUGUAUCAGGGCAGGACUUGUGUUUCAACUCAAACAGAAUGUUGGUACAGAUCUGAUACAUCAAAGAGAAGAAGAAGCUUGUCAGAAAGCUUUCAACAUCUGGUCAAUUAAUCCAAGUAUUCAUAUUUUGGGAAGUAAAACAGCAAAUCGAAUACCAAUAUUUUCUUUUUUGACUAUCCAUCAUGCUUCUGGUAAACUUGUUCAUCAUAAUUUCAUUUCGUUAUUGCUGAAUGAAUUAUUUGGGAUACAAGCUAGAAGUGGCUGCGCAUGUGCUGGUCCAUAUGGACAGGAUUUGAUGGGCAUAUCAGAACCUCUAGCAAAGAAGUACAUUACUUAUCUUAAGGAUAAACGUCAGGGGUACGAAAAGAAUGGACAAACAAAACUGGAAAUAGUAAAGCCAGGAUUCACCAGACUUAAUCUGCCAUAUUUUAAUGACGAUGAGCACAUAAAUUAUAUAAUACAAGCUGUUGACAUGGUUACAAAGCAUGGAUGGAAACUCUUACCUCAGUAUACAUUCGAUGGGCAGUCUGGAACUUGGCAUCAGAGAGCAGAAGGUCAUAUGGACGUAAACACACUAAUUCGUCUACGAGAUCUUGACUUCAAUCACAAGAGGCAUUUAGACUGGACGACAAACUCGACAGUCAAGAAAGGACCUUCAUUUAAAGAAAUUUUGAAUAAAGCUCAUAAGAUGUUUAAAGAUACAGAAACAAGUUCUAAGACCCUGAAUGUGUCGGAUACAAGGUUUUCAAGAGAUGCUCUGCCCCGAGAGCGGUGUUAUCGCUGGUUUCUAACACCAGAAGAAGCUACAAAAAUGUUGUCAAAUUCUGACCUCCCUGUUACCGGAUUCAGGAAAAGGAGAUACAGACAUCCGUUUAAAGCAGUCCAAGCUGUUUUAGGAUCACACAAUGUUGAUAUCACAGAAACAUUUCGGAAAGGACACUCGACCGAAAGAUCUGAGAAAUCAGUUGGCAGCAAAAGUUCUAAAGACAGCAAUAAUAACUGUGAAUCAGAUGUUUUUGUAAAUUCCCUUCGAACUGAAGACAAAAAGGGGGGUGCCUUUGUCAAUAAACAAAUUACUUUGAAAAAACGAUUUUACAGUGAUUCCGAUGUGCUUAGACAUUUUGAACCAAGGAGUAUCAAGCAAAGCAGUAGGGUUAAAAGGGAUUUAUAACAGAAGAAGAAGAUUUUCCCCCCUAAUUAUGGACAUGACAAUGAUAAACACCGAUGACUCAGCUGAUGAAUCCAUUAAAUUACAUAAAAUCCGUCAUGUAUAACGAAAGAAACGACAUGUACAGCUUGUAUUUAUAUUAAUUUCUAAAUCUUGUUGUGUAUUCGUAUAUUUAUAUUUACCUGAAUAAACAUUAUUUUUAUUAUUA
Messenger RNA from Mytilus trossulus (common blue mussel), 2364 nucleotides. RefSeq names its product probable cysteine desulfurase. The coding region runs from base 57 to 2159 and encodes 700 amino acids. The record is from RefSeq and is a predicted model, not a curated record. Lineage: Eukaryota; Metazoa; Mollusca; Bivalvia; Mytilida; Mytilidae. The transcript is spliced from 21 exons.